GCAAAGCCACCAUGUCCGGCUUGGUGGGCUUGUUGACAAUGACAGCCGUGCUUGGCCUGGGCUCGUUCGCCGUCGGCAUGCUGCCGCUGGCCUUCACCUUUUCUCGGAUGGCGGUAGCACAUUUGUCGAGUGUGGGGGCGGGCUUGCUGCUCGGGACGGCCCUGGGCGUCAUCAUUCCAGAAGGUGUGGAGGCCGUCUCCCUUGCUAACCCUUCCGCCACGUUUCCCACCACAACCAUCGCGCUUUCGCUCGUAGUCGGCUUCUCAAUCAUGCUCAUCAUCGAACGCGUGAUACACAGCUACUCGCCAGAUUCGCACAGCCAUGCGCCUUUGCCUUUGUUUGAAGCCGACGAGAACGCAGCGCGUCGCGUCGACUUCGAUGUCGAGCUUGGGGAGCUGGAACACGAAGAAGGCGUGGACUCAUCAAUAACGACUGCCUAUCAUGCGGACGAAGCUGCGGACAAGACAAAGGCAUGGCCUCUUACACUUGGACUUAUGGUACAUGCUCUGGCAGACGGCUUCGCGCUAGGCUCAUCUGCACUAUCCCCGGUCGACAAAGGUCUAUCCAUCACGGUCUUCUUAGCACUUCUUGUCCACAAGGCGCCAGCGGUGCUAGCGUUGACGACAUCGUUAAUGGCGACAUCUCUAUCUCGAUCGGAAUGUCGAAAACACGUCGCCAUUUUCAGCGCGUCCACUCCCGUCGGUGCUCUUCUUGUGUACGGGCUCAUGUCCAUCAUUCGCGUGAACAGCGAGAGUCCCUGGACAGGUAUAUGCAUGCUUAUUUCGGGUGGGACCUUCUUGUACGUUGCCACCGUGCUCCAGCCCGGCAAGGCUGCAUCUGAGGAGUUAGACGAAAAGGUUCGGACAACUUUAGUGAUCUGUGGCGUCUGCAUCCCGGUCUUGAUCGGUGUCGUCGUCGAUCACGACCACUGACCAGGUAUCCGGAGACACGUCCUCCCUAUGCUACUAUGUCUGAUACCAGCCCGCGCAGCCUACCCGCAAUCAAUCGUAGACUUCUGAUUUUCUGUACCGUAACUGCUCGGAGUGCGAGCUGUAUGCGCAUUGGGCCCGCAGUUGUGGCGGUGUUUGAGCUCGGUGGGUCUACUUGGCUUUCCCACGCCCUGUAAGGCUCGGUCUUGUCU
This is a messenger RNA of Phanerochaete carnosa HHB-10118-sp, 1141 nucleotides long. RefSeq lists its product as uncharacterized. The record is from RefSeq and is a predicted model, not a curated record. The coding region runs from base 12 to 932 and encodes 306 amino acids. Lineage: Eukaryota; Fungi; Basidiomycota; Agaricomycetes; Polyporales; Phanerochaetaceae. Gene Ontology annotation, biological process: zinc ion transport; transmembrane transport. The transcript has 5 exons. Gene Ontology annotation, cellular component: membrane. Gene Ontology annotation, molecular function: metal ion transmembrane transporter activity.